UUUUUUAAUAUUCCAGCAUUUUGGGUCAGUCCCCCUUGACAGAGGUCCUCUUCAGUGCUCCCUGGGGGCUGGAACUCUGUAGACAAACAUUAACUUAGGGAUAGAUACUGUUUAUUUAUGUUCUAUUUCUUCCAUUUGUACUGCAUCUACCAUUUGAUCAACAUGAAAUCAUCUCUGACUCUGCUGUGUCUGGUGGUAUGGCUGAAUGUGGAUGCUUCAUCAGCUCAGACUGAAGUGAAAUGUAAUUUAUCAUUACCACCAACAAGAGGAACCAGUUACACACCUGCUGGCAGAAAUCUGUUCUUGCCUGAUGAAAGGCUGACGGUGACCUGUACCUCAGGAUUCUGGAACUUUUUCUCACGUCGGACUGAAGAUAUAAUAACAUGCAAAGAGGACGGAGAGUGGUCAUCUUCUACAGAUUGUGAACUGACAACAUGUGGUGAUCCACGUGACCCUCUUGUGAGUUCUCCCUACCGCUGGCAGCGGGGUCAAUUGGGAGGAACUCAGCAUUACAGCUGUAGAACCGGAUUUAAAACCACAAAUGCCCGGGGUGUUGCCACAUGCACAAGUGAUGGCUCCUGGACUCCAGACCCACUCUGUGAAGAGAUAACAUGUGACAAGCCAGAUAUCCUAAAUGCUGUGAUUAAAGACCCUAAAACGAGAUACAAAAUCAAUGAUCCGCUCACUUAUGAGUGUAAGAUGAAUUAUGAACUAUUGCACAGUACUGCCAGACCUACUGCUACCUGUACAACAAAUGGCUGGACCCAGACACAUGGCUGUAAAGAAAUAGAGGGAGCAUGUAUCAACCCACCUGUGAUGAAUGGAUUCAUAGUUCAGUCAAAUGAGAGGAAUGUUGAUCCCAGGAAAAGGAAGAUAUACUAUUCCUGCAAUGUAGGGUUCAAACCCUCUACCGGGGGUUGGUGGGGUGAAGCCACAUGUACUGAGGGAACAUGGUCUGGAAUAUUAGAGUGUAUUGAUCAAUCACAAUGUGGCAGAAUCCCUGUCAUUCCCAACACAAAAAAGGUACCUCACAGUGAAGUCUAUAACAAUAAACAAACUGUUACAAUUGAUUGCAAAGAUGGAUACACAUCUGAAAAGAUGACUAUAAAAUGUAAGGAUGGAGAAUGGCAAACACCGUUACCAGCUUGUAAACCGCAAGGCGUUCCAUGUGAUCCUCCACCUAAAGUUGAAAAUGCAAUUGUUAAAAUCCCCUAUCAAAAUAAAUAUAUAGAGGGAUUUGAAGUGAAUUAUGAAUGUCGCAAGUCCUUUUGAAAUAGAGGGACUAAAAAACUUACUUGCGAAAAUGGGAGUUGGACAACUUCACCACCAACAUGCAAACAGUACUGUGGUAAGACUGAGGGCACAGGGAGGAGAAUGGAGAUUCCUGAGCAAGGGCUAGAGAGAUACGAGAAUGGGAACCAAAUAGACUAUAAGUGCAUCAGCCCAUACAAAGGCCCUGGAGGAAAAGCAACUUGCAAGAAUGGAGAAUGGCACAUGCCAAUUGAGUGUAAAGCAAGCUGUCCUGAUCCCCCUCCUAUGAGUAAUGGAGAUUUGCUUUACUUCUUGCCUCUGGUGAUCUCAGCUUACUGGACGUGAUAGCAACUGUCUUGUUGGACGAACAUGUAAAUGAAUAACCCCUGUCAAUAGUUUGCUCCAAUUAUUUUCAGAUUGGUGUUUCAUGAUUGUCCAACAUUAAAUAAAGUGUCUCUGGUUCUAAUUUACUCAUCUACUCUUUAGUUCAUCUGGGAAUAUUAUCAUCAAGUAUUUUGUUACGAUAUUGAAGCAGCCAGACAAUAUCUAUUAAAAUGUUCCCGUAGUGUUCCUACUACAUCACAGUCACUGAGUGAGUCCUGAACAUUAAGUCAGGAAUAUUGUUCUUCAAUUCUUAUACGCAAGAAAACUUUGAAUGUAAUGUUAUGAAUGUUUUGUUGAGAUGGUAGGCUAAUUUUCAGCAAACCUUGGCAUGCUCCCAAGGUGUAGCAAUUGAUUUUGGCCCUCCCGUGUUGCUUCUGGAAAACAUGCCUUCAUGGGAAAUUGUGAUAUUGGCUUGCUGGAACAAACAUACUGAAGGCCAUGUCAAUAGACAGUUAACCAAAUGUAUAUAAGGCUUAUGGAAGUACAGUAUUUGUUGUUCAACAUGUUUUGUUUCAAUAAUGACCAUAUAAAUGUUUUAAUGGAGCCUAUCAGCAUUCAAACUAACUGUAGCCCCCAAUGUCUUUCUAGCUCUAAACUAUCCUCAACCACAUGCUUUAACCUCACUGGUAGAUGUGGCUAGCUCUAAACUAUCCUCAGCCACAUGCUUUAACCUCACUGGUAGAUGAGGCUAGCUCUAAACUAUCCUCAGCCACAUGCUUUAACCUCACUGGUAGAUGAGGCUAGCUCUAAACUAUCCUCAGCCACAUGCUUUAACCUCACUGGCAGAUGAGGCUAGCUCUAAACUAUCCUCAGCCACAUGCUUUAACCUCAUUGGUAGAUGAGGCUAGCUCUAAACUAUCCUCAGCCACAUGCUUUAACCUCACUGGUAGAUGAGGCUAGCUCUAAAUAUACAGGGUGCAGAGAAUAUUGUAGAUACAGGAUGUCUUUAUUAUGUAGUUGAACAAUAUUUCAUCACUAGUGGAAGAGCAAGUAUAGUAUAUUAUAGUAUAGUAUAAUAUAGUGUCAGGAUUCACCUAGCGGUCAUGAUUUGGGCCGUACAAAUGUUUGAUGUAUUAGAAUAAUUGAUUAUGCGUAUGUUAUAUUAAUAGAAGGGGAGGGGUUAUAAGACCCCCUAACAUAUUUGCAAAAGGGUUUUCUAAUGAUCAAUUAGCCUUUUAAAAUGAUAAACUUGGAUAAGCUAAAACAACGUGCCAUUGGAACACAGGAGUGAUGUUUGCUGAUAAUGGGCCUCUGUACGCCUAUGUAGAUAUUCCAUAAAACAAAUUCUGCCGUUUCCAGCUACAAUAGUCAUUUACAACAUUAACAAUGUCUACACUGUAUUUCUGAUCAAUUUGAUGUUAUUUUAAUGGACCAAACAUUUUCUUUCAAGAACAUGGACAUUUCUAAGUGACCCCAAACAUUUGAACAGUAGUGUAUGUUACCGCACACUGUAAAAACGAAUUGCCUAACUCAUUAAAGAAAUUGAGUAGUGGCUACUCAAACAUCUCCAACGGUCAGUAGAACUCAAAUCAUAAAAGUUGUACUAACUCAGAUGUCAAUAAGAUCUCUUAUCACUUAAUGUUUUUGAGUAUUGUUUACAAAUAUUAGGUUAAUGAGUAAAUGUAACUUUAUUAUUUGUGUUCUGCUACUCUGAAGUUGAGUUUUUGCAAGUUAUGAUGAUUUAAUAUUUUAAAGUCAAUCUAACAUUUCUUAAAUAAGAUGUUCUUGAUUCUAUUAUGUUUUACAUCUUUACUUAAUUUCUGACUACUACUUUAUUAUCUUAAUAUUUGAGUAAAAAUCACAGAUUUAUCUACUGUAUCUGUGUUGUGCUGAUAUAGAACGGGUAUUUAAACACUUUGGACUUUAUGAUACUUUUACACAAUGUUUUAUGCAUGUUUGAAGAAAGAAAAAUAUAUUUUUGUAAAAAAUAGUAUUAAGCAGGUUGCUAUAAUGUGUAAUUGAUCAGGAUGUCAGUACAGGAUAUCAAAAACAUCUGGCAAAUUGACGUUCAAUAAUGAGACAAGCCAUUCCAACCAUCAACAAGGUCGUGUGCACCACUCUUAAUGACAGAGGUUAAUGCAGCUUCCUGUAAUAUUCACAGCUCUACAUCCAGUUUCUGCUAGAGAAAUGAGAACUGUUCUCAACAAUGACUGGUUACAUCUCUACCUCCAGUUACUGUUAGAGGAAUGAGAACUGUUCUCAACAAUGACUGGUUACAUCUCUACCUCCAGUUACUGUUAGAGAAAUGAGAACUGUUCUCAACAAUGACUGGUUACAUCUCUACCUCCAGUUACUGUUAGAGGAAUGAGAACUGUUCUCAACAAUGGCUGGUUACAUCUCUACCUCCAGUUACUGUUAGAGGAAUGAGAACUGUUAAAGGAAUGAGUUCUACAACCAAUUCCUUCGAUCUCAUGGCUUGGUUUUUUACCUGACGUGCACUAUCUUUUUGAGACGCAGUUGGUAAACGUUUGAUGGUGGAACAGCCAUUUCCCCCCUGUGAAGGUAAACAUUUCACUUUAGCCAAAACUAAGCAAAUCACUUUAUCGCCAACAAUAUGUACCUUUAGACGUUACAUCAGGUGUGCAAAUGUUCUAUUCAGCAAUUUAGUGAUUUUAGACGUGACUUGUGAAACUGCAGAGAGGAUUAAUAAUGUGAAUGUGAUAGGAGUUCUCCAAAACAACAGCACCAUGAAGUAUAGACACAGGCUACAGUUUGAGUGCAGCAACCCAGACACGUUCUGAAGGGGGUCGUAAAGCUUCAGCUUACAUGAAGAGAUGGGCUCUGGCUUGUUGGACAAACAUGUCAAUGGAUAUAACCCCCGUCAAUAGUUUGCUCAAACUAUUUUUUCUGGGGCUUGCAUAAACUAAGGAACAUUGAUAUCACAGGAGUUGUUUUUCAUGUCAGUCCGAACUUCAAUAAAGUACCUCUGGUUUUGAAUACUCAAUUAUUUUGUCUGUUAUUAGGGGAACAGUAUUAUACUAGACAUGGUCAGAAACAACAACGGUGGGGAUAAAGCAUCUCAUGGCAGGAAGUGGUCACAGCACAAGGCUCUUUCAGGUGACAUCAGAUGUUUUAUUUACAGCAGUAGGCAGUCAAAGUAAAUAUUUACAGAAUGGAUUCAAGAAUCGCUCCGGUAUAUUUUCUGUUUGGCAUGUGCAAAUUAGAUCUAAAUCACGUCUUUCUAUAACCAGAUGCUUCACACACACACCUAUCUAGACAGUUAAAACGCCACGUUACUCACCCAUUGUCAGGAGACUUCUAGUGUUUUUCUCCCACAGAGGUUUUUAGAUCAUUAACAUGGGAUAAUAGUAAUAGGUCUACAUGUUCUUUAAUUCACCCUUAUUCAAUCCAUUAACCUACAGCCUAAAUGCUUCCACCGUGUGGCCACCAACCAUCAGUGUAUACACCUUGCAUCAUGUCUUCUUAUUGAAUCAAAUGUUAUCAAAGACAACUCAUGGAGCUUUUUCUAGAUAGAAUCAAAACAUUAACAA
Messenger RNA from Salmo salar (Atlantic salmon), 5126 nucleotides. RefSeq names its product coagulation factor XIII B chain. Lineage: Eukaryota; Metazoa; Chordata; Actinopteri; Salmoniformes; Salmonidae. Gene Ontology annotation, molecular function: G protein-coupled receptor activity. Gene Ontology annotation, cellular component: membrane. The record is from RefSeq and is a predicted model, not a curated record.